Panicum hallii is the source of this 1200-nucleotide messenger RNA. RefSeq lists its product as uncharacterized. The transcript has 2 exons. NCBI's taxonomy places the organism in Eukaryota, Viridiplantae, Streptophyta, Magnoliopsida, Poales, Poaceae. The record is from RefSeq and is a predicted model, not a curated record. The coding region runs from base 205 to 906 and encodes 233 amino acids.
GGGACCAGCCAUCUUCUUCCACCUUAUCUUCUUCCUCCGGCCACCAAGUCGAACUCCUGCGCUAAUGGAUCCACCAUCUUACGCCACCACAGCGCCGCCACCAGUAGGUCCUCAAGCGCGAGGCGGAAGCCCUCCGGCUCGUCUCCCCGCUCCAGCGCGCCGACGAGGUCCCCGCGAAGACGCCCAGCUCGCUGUCUACCUCGGAUGAACUUGGUGCGGAUGGCGCCGAUGAACUCCUCGGGGGCGGUGCUGCCGAGUCCGCCGCCGCACACCAUCUUGCGCAUGCCCUCGCCACCGCCCGCGCUGAGCUCGUGCGAGAAACUCUUCACGUCGAGCGCCCGCUCGUGUUGCGCAGGAUCGCGCGGAACCGCGGCGAUUCCAUCUGCCAAGCCCCGCUGGCGUCCAACACCGCCGAGCUUCUGGAUGGAUGGCUCCAUCUAUCAUAUAUUGCAGAACAAGGCGGGCAGUAGAGACCAGGCGGUCGUCCAUCAACCGCUCCGGCUGCUCGCCGAGCCAGGAAAUAGGAGGCGAGCCCGCUGGCUCCACCUCCUCGCCCGCCGUGGACCCGUGCGCCACCAGCGGGCCGACGGCGUACAGCGGCGGGAACCCCAGAGAAGACGGAGGUGGAAGAAGAGCGCCGCGGUGGCCGCGCCUUGGACAUGCGUAGGAGCAGAGAGCGGACGUCGAGAUCUCCCCAACGAGGCGGCGUCAGGGGAACAAGGACGGGACGACGACCACGGCGGUGUGCGGUGCCAUCACGGCGCGAAGGAGCGGCAUGGCGGAGAGCGCGCUGUCCCUGGUGGCGACGGCGAGGGUGGGCGGGCGGACGACACCGAGCUCGGUGACGGAGCUGGAGGCGGUCAGGGAGAAGAGCCCGAUGGAGCUGAGGACAAGGGAGGGCAAUAGGGUCAUUUCCUAUUCCGAUACACGCUAGCAUGGGGACAUGGAGCGCCACGUCAGCGAAAUUGGUAAUUCUGUUAAGUUUUCGGUUUCACGACGGCAAAAAUGUUGAAGCCAAAUUAAUAAUAGCAAUGGAAGGUGUGUCAUCCGUAAAGAUGGCAAUAAAUUAAAUAACCCCUAUGCUCCAGCGGCAGUAUGUUAUGGCUGUUUUGUCGAACCAGUCACAGUUCACCAGUGUACCAUGGCAUUAUUGCCGCGUACUCAAUAUUACAAAGCAUAGCGCUAGUUCUUGUCGUUUUA